GCACAAUGGCACUGGAGUUGCCUCCGUGGCUUGAAGCCCGAGCGAUACGCUACGCAGGCCGUGGUGUUUUUGCGGUGCGGCAAUUGCCUCGCGGAGGUUUGGUCCUCUCGGCAAAGCCUAUUAUGCGCACCAUCUCUCGCGAUGCCAAGCCCUUCAGAUGCUGUUUUUGUUUCAGCAGGAGCGAGUUGGCUCUGUCAGAGGUUUGCCGGUGCCGUUCGGCCUGGUGUUCUCCCACUUGCAGGCACCUGGAUGAGGCACAUGCUGCCGAGUGCGUUUUGCUGGCGCAGCUUGCCUCGGCAUCAGCGAAGGUGCCGUCAGAAGUCUGGGAAAAUGCUGCACUGCUGGCCUCGCUGCGUGCAAGUCUGUGGGCAGACCCGAGCCGCGAGGCAGAGCUGGAGGAAUUGAUGCAGGAGCCCCCAUCCAGAGCCGGCGCCCGGCGGCGCCAGCGUUGCCGGGCACAGGCGCUGCAGUUGCUGGGCCUCGAGGGCCUGGCAGGGCCUGGGGCACGGGCGCUGGGGGCGAUGCCGCUCAACGCCUUCGGCCUUUUUGCCGAGGACAAGCAGGAAGGCCAGUGCCUGGCCCCUGUGGCCUCGCCGUGGCCUCGGGUCACUCAGCGCCCGGCACGCCCAAACCCUGGCCCAGGCUUUUAAACCACAGCUGCAUCCCGAACUGUGUCCAUCGCAUCGAGCACGGAUUGGUUUGCCUCUAUGCUUUGCGGGACAUCCAAGUUGACGAGGAGAUCACGCCGAAUUCUUAGCCACGCUACAUAGGCUUGGCAAUGAGGCACGGGGAAUUCGGGAUGCAGCCAACACAUUGAUACUCAUACUCGCAGGAGAUCGACGCUGGUGAACAGGGUUGAACAAAACGUGUGUCACCUCACACGGUGUCUCAUGGCGCAGUGACUUGAUCCGCCAGCAUGGCAGGAUGUGUCGCUGAGUUUUUCUUGCCCAAAGCAACCUCGGGAUAGCAUUAGAGAGGGAGAGAGAAGAGGCCUGCGUGCUCCAUCCGAAGCAAAUCUCAAUCCAGAGCGUGUUCAGCUGGUGCAGUGUCUUGCCAGGACAUGAACUGUAGGAAUAGUUGGAGCCUAGAGCCCAGGUUUUGUUCAGGAGACAGUUGGGGCUGCAUGCAUCAGCCCAACUGCAGUAUAGUUUAGCUCAGCCUAUAAGUCAGAGGCCCAAUUGAUCUCGAGCGAAUACAACUCAAGUUUGCAGGCCAAGCUGUUUGUUUGUGCCGCUGUUUGUUGGGUUUUGUGCUUGGUUCAAUGGCCUGUCCGAUUUUCUGUGGCAACAUACCUGCAG
This is a messenger RNA of Effrenium voratum, 1298 nucleotides long. The record is from the annotation of a GenBank genome assembly. Lineage: Eukaryota; Dinophyceae; Suessiales; Symbiodiniaceae.